GCAUAAGCACUCUCAGAUCCAGAGCAGAAGAGAGAUACGCUUUCUGUUUUUCCACACUUGUGAGACAAUAAAGAUGCUGUGGGUUCAUUCCACCAUCCAGCGAAUAGCCAGUUCUCCCCUGUGAAUUGAUUCAUUUGGACAAGCAAACCAUAUGAUUGACUGCCUUUCAUAUAGAGCAGGAAGACUGAUUCUCAAAGCAGCGCAGCUUUGCCCAGGGUACCUGCCAACGGUAAAGUGAAAGACAGGUGCUGUGUGCUGUCUAUCUCUCUCUUUCCCUCUGCCUGAGUGCUACACAUGGCUUCCUCAUUCCUGACCCGCCAGCUGGCUGUCUCCCUUCAGCAGAACCUGCGGCUCGCCACUCCAGGUUGUCGAUAUGUCAGCAAAACUGCCACAAAGACUGUGUCAGAGUUUGAAUAUGACGCCCCUUCCAUGAAGACUCCCGUGCCAGGUCCAAAGUCCCAGGAGCUGACAAGACAACUUGGAGAGAUUCAAAAUGUUGGAGCGGUUCAUUUCUUCUGUAACUAUGAGGAGAGCAGGGGGAACUACCUGGUGGACGUAGAUGGCAAUCGAAUGCUGGAUGUUUACACACAAAUUUCCUCUAUCCCCAUUGGUUACAAUCAUCCUGCUUUAAUGAAAGUAGUGACCAAUCCAAACAAUGUGAGUGCAUUUGUCAACCGGCCAGCGCUUGGAAUUCUGCCACCCGAGAACUUUCCGGACAAACUGAUCGAGAGCCUUCUGUCGAUUUCCCCCAGCGGGAUGACCCGUGUACAGACCAUGGCCUGUGGCUCCUGCUCCAAUGAGAAUGCUUUCAAGGCCAUGUUUAUCUGGUAUAGAAAUAGAGAGAGAGGACACACCAACCCCUCUGAGGAGGACAUUGGUACUUGCAUGAUCAACCAGAGCCCAGGAUGCCCAGAUUUAAGCAUCUUGUCUUUUAUGGGAGGUUUUCACGGGAGAACUUUGGGUUGCUUGGCCACAACACAUUCUAAAGCCAUUCACAAGCUCGACAUUCCGUCCUUCGACUGGCCCAUCGCACCCUUCCCUAAACUGCAGUAUCCUCUGGAGGAGUUUGCGAGGGAGAAUGCGCAGGAAGAGGCCCACUGCCUAGAGGAGGUUGAGGAUCUCAUUGUGAAAUGGAGGCAGAAGGGCAAACCGGUGGCUGGCAUUGUGAUAGAGCCCAUCCAGGCAGAGGGAGGAGACAACUACGCCUCCCCUGACUUCUUCACCAAACUCCGCAAUAUUGCAUGCAAGCAUGGCUGUGCUUUCCACGUGGAUGAGGUGCAGACAGGUGGAGGAGCUACAGGCAAGUUCUGGGCCCAUGAGCAUUGGGGUCUGGAUGACCCUGCUGACGUGGUCUCCUUUAGCAAGAAGCUGCUCACAGGAGGAUACUUCCACAAAGAUGAACUGCAAGCAGACAAGCCCUACAGAAUCUUCAACACAUGGAUGGGAGACCCCUCAAAGAACCUGUUCUUAGCUGAGGUGCUCAAUGUUAUCCGAAGAGAGAACCUUCUGGAGGAGGUCACUCGCUCCGGGAAGGCGCUUUUGCAGGGUCUUUACGCACUGCAGACCCAGUACCCUAAUAUCCUGAGCAGGGCUCGUGGCCAGGGUACUUUCUGUGCCAUAGACGCCUGUGAUGAUGCAACUCGCAACAGUAUUAUGCUUAAGGCCAGGAACAAGGGUGUUCUUCUGGGUUCUUGUGGAGAAAAGUCCAUCCGUUUCCGUCCUGCACUAGUCUUCAAGGAGUAUCAUGUCCAUCAGCUCUUGAACAUCCUAAAUGACGUCCUGGCUGAGCAGAAAUAGAGCCCUGGUUGACAGGUCGGCCACAGUUAAAAAGCAUAGAUGUCCAAACCCAUAAAGGGGUUUCUGCAAGCCUGUCACAAUUUAUCGGUCUCUCUCAACCCACUCUCCUCUUGCCAUUUCUUAUUAAAAAAAGAUAUAUUUAUUAAUUAGUCAGACACAGAUGUCACCUCGGCUCCACAUUCUCUUCUUUUACCAAAAAUGGCCAGAUUUAAGAUUGAGUAUAUGGUUAGGAAAUAUCCUGGUUAUAACACCCCCAAAAAGAAUGGUCACUCACUCCGAUUGUAUAUUUAUGAACAAAAACUAAAUAGUCUUUUGCACAUCUCUCAUGGUGAUGUUGCAACUUUGUUUGUGAACUAUAUAAAGAAGUGACUCAGGACCAGAGAAACAUACAUAAAGUUCCACAGCUGUAUGAGCUCACCGAGGCAGGACAGCAUUUCUAAUUGCAAUAUUUCUGAUUACCUCCCUUUAUAUUCUAGAAUUAGAAGCUGUCCUGGUCUUAGUUUGGAAGUUAACAUGAAAGAAGUGGUCUUACGGUAUUGAAAAACACUCAAAAUAUUUGCCUAGUUUUUUGCCAGCAAGGAAAGUUCUUGCCUGCUGUCUUACUAAACAUGCCAUUUGAAAAGAUAAAAACGUAAAAUACAUAGAUACUAGUUUAGUAUCUAUAGUGAAAUGGCUGCACUGGAAAUGUAAUUUAUAGUUUGAUUUUUGCAUGAUGACAGAAUAGAAUUUACAGAGUACCUGAAUAUUACGGUCCUCUUUGAAUUAAAGCAUUUGUGAGUCUUAAAAUCAUUGUGGAAAAGAAGGUUGACUGAUUGCAUCCUGAGAGCCAAUGGAAAGCUGGAAGUGAUAAAGGAGGUGCAGAGAUACCUGUUUAAGUCUGAAAACCUCAAUCAGCAAGCCCUUUUCUUAAAGGAGACUGCUUAACCGUAUUACUCCUUUAAGGAAAAGUUGACCCAAAAAUGAAAAUUCUGUAAUUUAUUCACCCAUAUGUUGUUUCAAACCCAUAAUACUUUUCUUCUAUGUUAGUCUAGUUAUCAUUAACUUUCAUUGCAUCUUUUUUCUAUGCAAUAAAAGUGAAUGGUAACGUAAGGCCUUUGCACACCAUUGGCGAUACUUGCGAAACGGAUCACAGACGAAUGGCUCUUUCACAUUAAAAGGGAGGCGAAUAUCGCCGUAAACACAUUCACGCCUUUACAGUAGGUGGCGCCAAGGGCGUAGAUUUGGCUUAAACAUCAGGGGGGGUUGCAGCGUGAAGGAUUUACAUCACACGAGAAGAAUUACUUGACAAGUUUGCAGAAUACGCAAUGCAAAAUCGCAAUACGAAAGAAUUCAAGCUAUUUCUGUAACGAGCAGAUUACAUUUGUACAUUUGUUAAAAAUAACUGUGUAAUGCAAACUCACAUAAUGACUGUUAAAAUAAAUGUCAAUUAGAACAAUACUGGUUGUAGCUUAUUGCCAUGUAUAUCUACUUGUACAUUUCACAUAAGAUUAAAUGCAAAGGCAUAAAAAUGUAGCAAUAUGGAAAACAUUAUGAAGACUAUCCACAUAAGAUUAGAAAGUUUGUUUUUAAAGGUGAUGCAAAGAAGUAAUGCAGCAAUAUAUCAUUUACAUGUCAAUAGAACCCAUUUGAGGGAGAAAAAAAAAUUCCGAUUUUAAAGCAUUUGAUGUGAAUGAAACACACAUCCUCAUUGCUGUUUCAGAUUUCUUCCUCGAGUUACUUCAGCGUUUAACGUCGUUGGUCAAUACAGCUUUCUGUGCUUUAGCGCCACCCGUUGCGCUGGUUUUGGUAACUGCAGGGGCUCUUGACACAUGAUCCUAAGCUCAUAUUUUAUUGGUCAGGGCAUUUCAUCACCGGACAAGGAAAAAAAAAAAUUCGACACACCGUAAAAAAUGUAAAAAAAACCCCCAAAAAACUAAACUUUUGUUGCCGCGUGAAUGUUCGCUCCAGAUGUGAAUCCAUUGUUUCUAUUUAAUAUGUUAAUUGUGGCAAAAAUUCGUCUGUCUUUCUGCCUAACAUUUCCUUUUCUGUGGAAUAAAGUCAAAUGGGUUUGGAACGACAUGAUUGUAAGAAAAUGACAGAACUUUCCUUUUCGGUUGAACUAUUCAUUUAGUGCCAAGAUUACCAACACUCAAUCAUAAAGAGCAAUAGUCUUAACUGUGAAGAGAGGCCAAAACAUUUAAAGCACAAGCUUGUGGUUUAUGGCUGAAAUGGUCUAAAGGUAUGCCAAAAUCUUAUAGCAUUAACAGGGUUUCACAGUUGACCAUAGACGGCCAUAAAUCUGGAUCCAACAGUAUCAAUCAUUCUUUUCUUUUUUAAAAGCACACAUAACUAUCAGACAAGCUUGGGGCGGCUUGGUUUAGUGUCCAUCCACUGCUCAGGUGAACAUGAUCCCCUCAGAAUCCAUCAUGUUUAUUGUAAUUUUUCUCAUUACGGACCACAUGUACGAAGCAGAAUGAUAUAGUUCCGCUGGAACCAUCACGCACAAGAUAUUGUUCAUUGCCGCCUAAUGAUUAUCACAUGAACAGUUCGAUGCAGUAAACCUGUAAAUGUUUUAUUAUCUUUGGGGUGAUUCUCCUCUUUUUGUUUCUUCAAGUUGAAAGGGCAAAUAAAUAGAUAUUCCUUCAGCUUGUUUGUGGUAUCCUGAGUUUAAACUGUCCUUUUGUUUCAAAAUAAACCCCAGUGCGUGCUUACUGUUGUUAGAUUAUGCAAGGCUUUGUAUAGAUAAUAUAGCUUUGUUUAUGGCACCAUCUUUUGGGGCCUCAGUUUAAAGUUCGUUAUUGAAACUGAUAUUAAAGGGAUAGUUCACCCAAAAAUGAAAAUCCCCAAUUCAUUUACUCACUCAUGUUGUUCUGAACCAGUAUGACCCUUUUUUUUUUUUGGAACACAAAAGUAUAAUCUGGGCAGUACGACAGCCUCAGUCACCAUUUACUUUACUUUCAAUGACAAUGAAUGGUGACUGAGACCGACCAUUCUGUCUAACAUUGAGUAAAUUAUGAUUGAAUUUUCAUUUUUGGGUGCACUUUCCCUUUAAUGUCAGUUUAAAUAAGGAACUUUAUUUCAUUUUCUCAACAGUUAUAAAUGUGUGUGAAAUCCCACCUUCUCAUAUACUGAGCAUUAUUCUUUUGUGAUAUUGCGUUCCAUGUCGGUGUAGUGUAGAAAUGUGGUAAAUGUUUUGGAUGCAUUUUAAAUGCACAGGCUCCUUAGAGACCCGAUAUAUGAAAGCUGUCAGUAUUUAAUAGAGAUAUGUGUAUUAUUGAUAACUAACAAUAAUAAAAAUGGCUAAUGUUUGUUUACACUGUUUAUGUGUAGUAAAAUUAGAACAAUUAUUGAUGUAAUUAGUUCUACAUAAACCUUAAUAUUAUUGUUGAAAGUUAUAAAAUAAAUAUCUUCAAAUAAAUGAAUCUUACAUUUUGA
Molecule: messenger RNA, 5211 nt
Organism: Myxocyprinus asiaticus (Chinese sucker)
Lineage: Eukaryota; Metazoa; Chordata; Actinopteri; Cypriniformes; Catostomidae
Product: 4-aminobutyrate aminotransferase, mitochondrial-like
Exons: 16
Coding region: 295-1797 (500 amino acids)
Biological process (GO): GABA catabolic process
Cellular component (GO): mitochondrion
Molecular function (GO): pyridoxal phosphate binding
Source: RefSeq, a predicted model, not a curated record